AUGGCUAUUCUACCACAGCCUAGAGUGACACCUUAUGUUCGCCCGUUUACCUUCACUGGUCUAGAUUAUUUUGGGCGGAUCGUGAAGCGUCGUCGUAGUAAUGAGAAACGAUGGGUGGCACUUUUCACGUGCUUGACCAUACGAGCUGUACACGUUGAAGUAGUGCACACGUUAUCUGCUGAAUCCUGUAGACUGGCGAUUCGCCGUUUCAUAUCCCGGAGAGGUGCACCGCAACAAAUAUUCAGCGAUAACGGUACCAAUUUCCGGGGAGCUGCUCGCGUGAUUUCCGAUGAGAUAAAAGUUCUUAAUAAGCAAUUAGCCACCACAUUCACCAAUGCAGAAAUUGAGUGGAUUUUCAAUCCACCUUCCGCUCCCCAUAUGGGCGGUGUGUGGGAGCGGAAAGUACGCUCAACAAACGCGCUCAAAUCUUUGCACCAUAAGCAAAAAAUAAACGAUGAGGAGUUAAUGACACUUUUAUCAGAAGCUGAAAUGAUAGUCAACUCCCAUCCUCUGGCAUUUGUACCGCUGGAAGAUACAACCCAAGAAGCUAUUACCCCGAACAACAUCCUACUUGCGAGCUCGAGUAGUACCAACACUUCAUCAGGGAUACCUGUAAAUGAGGUAAUCUCCUUGAGAGUAAAUUGGAAGAUGAUGCAACAAAUUCUGAAUCAGUUCAGGAAGCGAUGGAUUCAAGGCUACCUGCCAACCAUAGCUCGUCGCACCAAGUGGUUCAACGAUGUUCGCCCGCUUCAAAUUGACGAUCAGGUGGUCAUCGUAGACGAAACGGUUCGUAACGGAUGGUUACGGGGCCGUAUUGUGAAAGUUUAUACAGCGUGUGAUGGGCAAGUAAGGAAGGUCGAUAUUCAAACUUCCUCUGGAGUGUUCCAGAGACCAGCAAUCAAAGUAGCUUUGUUAGACGUCCUGCAGAGUAGUAAGGCCGUUUCAAAAUCAGGCAUUACGGGUCGGGGUGUUAAGGAUUGCGAACGAUAG
Molecule: messenger RNA, 990 nt
Organism: Toxorhynchites rutilus septentrionalis
Lineage: Eukaryota; Metazoa; Arthropoda; Insecta; Diptera; Culicidae
Exons: 1
Coding region: 1-990 (329 amino acids)
Biological process (GO): DNA integration
Molecular function (GO): nucleic acid binding
Source: RefSeq, a predicted model, not a curated record